This is a messenger RNA of Bombus impatiens (common eastern bumble bee), 5689 nucleotides long. Its product is annotated as retinal guanylyl cyclase 2. The record is from RefSeq and is a predicted model, not a curated record. Gene Ontology annotation, biological process: cGMP biosynthetic process; intracellular signal transduction; receptor guanylyl cyclase signaling pathway. Gene Ontology annotation, molecular function: peptide receptor activity; guanylate cyclase activity; ATP binding. The transcript is spliced from 23 exons. Lineage: Eukaryota; Metazoa; Arthropoda; Insecta; Hymenoptera; Apidae. Bases 592 to 4854 code for a protein of 1420 amino acids.
GGGUGAAACUCGACUUAGUUCAAUACCGGACGCCGAGGCGUUCGGUCCGUCUGAAACGUUUGAGAUUUCUACUCGGACGGGACGAAUUACAGAUUACAUUUGAGACACGCGUUUUAUUCGUCUGUGCGCGACAGAAAGUCAAACCGAAUUUUGAAAUAUAAUAAAGUAACUUCGUUGCUGGUUGUUCGCGAUAUGCGUAUUUUUAAAAUAUUUCUAGACUCGCGCAUCCCCUUCUGGUAUAUACGCAAACAGAAAAAAAGAGAACUGUUUCACCGUUGUUCCUCGUCGCGGAAAGAGAAACGGAGGUUGUUGCAGUUGAAAUUCAAAGGACAUUGGCAUUUUACCGUGAGGCCAGUCGAGAAAAGAAAAUUAGAAGAACAGAAGAAAAAUUGUCUCUUUCGGUCUCGAUCUCUCUUUGUUAAAGUCUGUUAAACGUAGGGCUACGAUAAUAAGAGAGUAUAACGCGAAGAUACGAAAAGAAGGCGAAUACGGAGACAAAUAGAUACGGGUCAAUAGGUUAGCUGCUGAGGAAAAAAGCGAGCAGCGAGUAAGCUACGGGGCGAAAACGGUAAACAGGGUGGUUACAGGCCCAUGGCCGGGAACUCUUUUCGCCGGCUUUGGUCGUGGAUCUCGAUCAUGAUCCUGCCCGGAUGUUUGUUUUCUUUGAAUGGUGAACAAGUUCCAUGCGUUCCUUAUUUGUCGGAUACGAUCGACGAGAAUUACAACGAUAGCAAAGCGGAAGUAAUGCUCUUCUUAAGAGAAGAUUGCAACAGCGAGACGAAUACCAGCGAUAUGGCCACGGAUAUUCAAGACUAUUUCGAUCGAUUUAAUUUCGACGUGCAGAUCACCGUUAUACCCUUAUCGCUGUCGUGCGAAACGAAAACUUGGGGUCUCGACGCUCUGUUACGUGUACUUGGUGAAAGAAGAGCAAAAGCUCUCGUAGCCGCUCUCGACUCACCUAUGUGCGAAGUUACCGUUAAACUCGCGCAUCUCUGGAACAUGCCGUUGUUCACAUGGACUUGUCCUUUGAAAGACUCGGAGGAAAGGCAAGUUUCAUCGAUCGUUAGGCUGUCGCCGUCGUUACCUAUGAUAGCGAAAGCCCUCGCGGAGAUGCUGAUACACUUACAAUGGAAAACCGUAGCGAUAAUAGGAACAGAUCACGAGCCAUGGAUGAGUCUCGAAAGAGCAUUGUUGAACUCUUUGCAAAGUAUCGGAGCUGUAGUACGACGACGCGCGGUAUUACCACGGCGAGCUUCUUUCGAACAAAUUCGAAAAAUUCUUCGCACCGUUUACAAGGUUUCUCGCAGAGUUACGGUGUUAUGUCUACCCACAUCCGACGAAGACGGAUUAAUAACUCGUGUCCUCUCCGAGAUAGAUAACGUACAGCAAACCUCUAAUUCCAUGUGGGACUCUAUGACCGUGAUUGUUCAUACGGAAGACGAUGACCUCUUUCUACCAGCCGGAAACACUUCGAUUUCUUAUUUCGAUUCAGCAACGUCCAACGUUUCGCUGGCGACUCUAACACCCUUGAAUCUCUCUGACUCUGCCUUGAACGUGUCCUAUGAAACGACAUUCGACGACUACGAUGACAGCGUAGCGGUAGCAGACACGUUGGAGGAAGCGGAAGAGCAAGAAACCAGACAACGACCAUGGAAUAAAUCAAAAACAAGUAACCGAUUCCACCCGCCAAGAAACUUGAGCUCAACUUUUCUAGAAAGAUUGAUCACGAUAACACCCCUCGAUUACAGAUAUGACGUAGAAAAAGUAUUCGAGGGCGUAGAACGAUAUAUGGUACCGACGUUGAUGGACCGUUUGAACGAAACUCUUAAUAUCUUAAUGAACGACAAUUCUAGUAUAAAUGCAUUCAAUAACAAGAUCUACACGUACGUUAUGCUGGACUGGCGUGUUGACGCCUGGAAACCUAUAAUGAUCACCGUGGAAGGACGUGAAAAAUUGUUUGUUCGAAAGUUAUCGACGAAUGCGGUGGCAUUUCGUAAUAUGAACGACACUGAUCUUCCGAGAUGCAACAUCGAUGUCAACGGGAUUCCCUUUAUCGAUUGUACAGAGAAUACUUCCGACGAAUCAGCAUUGCGUAUCGCACAUAUCGUGACCAUCAUCCUGGGGUCGCUCUUACUAACUGUGUUCGCAAUAUCGGUCGCAAUCUUGAUUAGAAAGAAGUUGCUUAAGAAGAGAAUGUCCAAGGGUACGUACAAGAUCAUUUUAACCACGUCGGAUUUCGUAUUUCCUCAAGUGCCUCAAGUAGAUUCCAGAAGGGUGGACGAGGGUAUCGAGAGAAUGUUAUGCUGUUGGUUGCAACAACUGCAAGAGUUUGGUGGACCCGAAGUAGAAAAGCCAGAUCUACUUCAACUAGGUAGCGUAUCUUCCCUGAAACCAUGUUUACGAACUAGCACAGGAAAUCUGACGCGUCAUAAUUUCUUGAAGGAUCCUCGUGCAAGAUACAACGGUGACUUUGUGCAACUGAAAGAACUACCAACUCAGGGUACGUUUGAACUGAAAAGCAAAACUAUGGAUGUAUUGGCCAUGAUUCAUGGUCUGCGUCAUGAGAAUCUCAAUCCUCUGAUAGGAUGUUUGAACGAACCGACAAGACCGUGCCUUGUUUACGAAUAUUGUUCAAGAGGAUCGUUGGAAGACGUACUGGUGCAGGACGAGAUCAAGCUCGAUUGGUCCUUCAGAUUGUCGUUCCUCACCGAUCUUGUGCGGGGCAUGAGAUAUCUUCAUGGUACACCAGUGCGUGUACACGGUUAUCUUACUUCGCGAAAUUGCGUCAUCGAUGCUCGCUGGGUUCUCAAGGUAACCGAUUAUGGACUGCCUGUUUUUCACGAAGCACAAAAUAUCGUUCCUCCGGCAAAAACCGCUAGGGAUCUUUUGUGGACGGCACCCGAACUAUUAAGGCAACCAAAUCUUCGAAAGAAGGGAACGCAAGCCGGAGAUGUUUACAGUUUUGGUAUUAUUAUGCAGGAAGUGGUAGUCCGCGGAGAACCAUUUUGCAUGCUCGCUUUGUCCCCGGAAGAUAUCAUCGAGAAAGUGAUGAAACCACCGCCACUGAUUCGGCCGUCCGUAAGCAAAGGUGCCGCACCACCGGAGGCGAUAAAUAUCAUGCGUCAAUGUUGGGCAGAAGCAGCGGACAUGAGACCCGAUUUUAACGAUGUUCACGAUCUCUUCAAGAAGCUUAAUCAUGGAAGAAAAGUCAAUAUCGUCGAUACGAUGUUUCAAAUGUUGGAAAAGUAUUCGAACAAUCUGGAAGAGCUAAUACGCGAGCGCACCGAACAACUCGACAUGGAAAAGAAGAAAACGGAACAGCUAUUGAAUCGAAUGUUACCCAGCUCUGUUGCUGAGAAAUUGAAGCUGGGCAUGCCCGUUGAUCCUGAAGAAUUCCGUGAAGUAACAAUCUAUUUCUCGGACAUUGUUGGCUUCACGACCAUCUCUGCACACUCGACCCCGUUCCAAGUAGUCGAUCUUUUGAACGACUUGUAUACCUGCUUCGAUGCCACGAUCAACGCAUAUACCGUAUAUAAGGUGGAAACUAUAGGAGACGCUUACAUGGUCGUAGGUGGCUGUCCGGUAAGAAUACCAGACCAUGCUUCUCAAAUAGCUACCAUGGCCCUCGAUUUACUGCACCAAAGCGGAAAAUUCAAGUUGAAACAUCUGCCAAAUACGCAACUGAGACUUCGAAUUGGCCUUCAUACCGGUCCCUGUUGCGCCGGUGUUAUUGGCCUGACUAUGCCAAGAUACUGCCUUUUCGGUGAUACCGUUAAUACCGCAUCGAGGAUGGAGUCUACCGGUGCACCAUGGCGUAUCCACCUCAGCCAAGUGACAAGAGAUCGACUGAUUCAGGCGGGUGGAUAUCAGAUCGAAUACCGUGGACGGACAGAAGUUAAAGGCAAGGGAAAAAUGCCUACUUAUUGGUUACUAGGGAAACAAGGCUUCGAUAAGGAACUUCCAAAACCACCCACGCUCGGGGAAAACCAUGGGCUGAACGAGAGUCUAAUAUUUGAGAGCUCGAUGAACGAAGAAAGCAUCGUAUCGGCAGACGGCACGCCUAUAUCCAUGGCUUUGUCUUGCGAAGAUACAAAGGAGGAGGACGAACGCAAAAACCAUAACGAAUGUCGCAACGUAAACGUCGACGAUGUCGAUACAGCCAGAAAUAUCGAUAAAAAUGCAGAGACGUGUAAAGUUGCAGUGUCUGUGCACGAUAAACAAGUUCAGGAUUCAAGUUCUUCCUCGAAACCAGCGCCAGUUUUACCGUCGAAGACAAAACCGGACGAAAAAGAGAACGACGACGCGAAUCCAGCUACCGUCGUCAAAACUACCAGCGAUACUCAAGCGGCUCUAGGAACAUCUGCUAUAUUUUGUACGGAAACAGCCGUUCUUGGCGCAUCUACCACUUCCCUUACGUCGAUUUCAAGCUCGGCUACGGUCCCUUAUAGACCGGGACCGCCAAGACAUCGAAGAAUAGCUGGUUAUAUCGAUGAGAACGACUUGAGCACGCCAUACAAUCAUUACAGAUGUCUGUCUCCGAACGAACAUUAUGGAAGAAGUACAGGUUGUCGUUUCUUGAAGAGGCAGUUCAGUCUGGAUCGGCCCGAUGAAACCGCCUGCCUUGGUUUUACCGAACCGGCCAAUUAUCAGCCGCAGCUUCAACACCAUCAUUAUCAGCAACAGCAACAAAACACGAAUACGGCACCAACAAGACUGUACAAACAAAACAGCGCGGGCGCAGCGAACGACUUGGAACGUAUCGAAGAGGUUCCAUCUACUCCGGCACCUCUUCUUCAUCACUACAGACAAACCGCAUCCGUUUCUCUCUCUGUCGAGUCUUUAACGCUUCGUUGAUAAAUGUUCCACUUUAGUUGGUCAAAAUGUCGAUCAGUGAGCACCUGCGACUAAAAUCUCACAAAAAAAUAUGACAAUCGUCACGAAUAUUCGUGAGUCAUCGGAUAUGCUGUAUAAACGAUAUUACAUUUUUAAAAUGAUAAAAGAACAGUCGUGUCGGUCAUCGUGAAAAUGAGAAAUUGUAUCGGUCCUCUUAGAAUUCUUUCUUACAAUUUUACGAUACUGAUAAUAGAUCGACGUUUGAUCUAUGAUCGAUCGCUGAUUACGGUCGUCGAGUAUAGAGAAAAGUUUAUACCCAUUAUCGCGGAUGACAAUCUCCGUUACAUAGAGACACGCGUAUGUGUAUAUGCAGGCUUCGCGUUGUGUUCUUCGCAUAGGAAACAUGUACAAACUCUGUAAUUCUGCGUUUCUUCCGAUCCGUAUUUCCUCGGUCGUUUCGCUUCCUAAGAAUGAAUACGAAUCGCCAAUAGUAUACAGAACGUUUAUAAAAACGUUGAACGCUGAUUACAGGAUCGAUUCCGUUGUGGAUGAAAGUUGAUGCGUAAAAACGACGAGGCUUCUUUUCCAAGUUAUAAAUAAUUUAAUCUUGCGCUGCGAAUUGCGUUUGUACACGCGCAACCCACCUUAUGCCAGUGCAAGUAAAUACUUACUUGCACGUUCGAUCGAGCGACAGGGAACCGUAUCACGAUGUCACUUGCCAAGCAGGGCGCCUCGACGAAAAAUAUUCAAGGCACAUAAUCGUAUCAGUUCAGAUACGAUCGACUGACGAAACGAAAUUUUAAUGCAAUGCACACGCAACGGUGCGUAUAUCGUUGUAAAAAAAAAUUGAAGAAGA